Messenger RNA from Brassicogethes aeneus, 525 nucleotides. The record is from the annotation of a GenBank genome assembly. Lineage: Eukaryota; Metazoa; Arthropoda; Insecta; Coleoptera; Nitidulidae.
AAAAAAUACGCACAUUAAUAUGCAACUGAUUUUGCUUAAAAUGAUGCGAGUUUAUGUCAAAAAAUUAUUAUUGUUCAUUAGGUACUAAUUGUAAGAUGAAAUUCGUAAUUUUUACGUUUGUUUGUUUGUGUGCCAUUGUCCAAGUUUCUUUUGGAGCUCUAUCUCAAAUUCCACCCGAUAAAACACCAGGUCAUCCUGGUUUUUGCAAUUCAAACGAUACCGGACCAAUGGAACAAGGUGGAACAAAGCAACUUAAAAAUUGUGUUGUAGCUUGGUGCAACCAUGAUGCUUCAAUAACUUUGGCAUCGUGUGGUGUUGUAAGCUUUGAGGGUUGUAAAAAGGUGCAAGAUUUAACUAAACCAUAUCCAGACUGUUGUCCAGAAGCCCAAUGUUAGAACAUCAUUUUGUGUUUGGGUAUAUAUACAAUUUUUAAAAGUCAAUCGAGAUACAAAAAAGAAAUUGUAAAAAAAUAUGUAUUAUUAUCAUCAAAUAAUUUUUUCUUGAUAAAAUAUUGAGUUUAAAUUU